UCCGGCUCCGAGUUCCCAAGUUCUUGCUUGUUAAUUGUCGCGGGUGGUAAGGAGGAGGAGAGGAGCAGGUUGCACUAAAAGAAAUUGGUGAUUUAUAAAUCAGUAUCACCUGGAAAAAGUGAAUAGCCAUGGCGCAGAGGGCGAGAUUUCUUAGUUACUUGCGUACUUCUCCUUGGUGGUCCAAUGUUGAAAUGGGACCACCCGAUGCAAUUCUUGGCGUGACUGAGUCAUUUAAGAGAGAUACAAAUCCAAAGAAAAUUAAUCUUGGUGUCGGAGCCUAUAGAGACGAUAAUGGUAAACCUUUCGUAUUACCAAGUGUAUUAAAGGCACAAGAAAAUUUGUAUAAAAAAGGUUUAGAUAAAGAAUACUCUUCGAUUUCUGGUAAUCCAGAAUUUUGUAAAGAAACCAUUAAUUUGGCACUUGGACAUGAUAAUGUAGUCAUUAAAAAUCAUUGUUGUUCGACCGUGCAAGGUAUUUCGGGCACUGGAUCUCUUUGGAUUGGUGCGAGUUAUUUAUCUCGUUUCUUUCCUGGUAACAAAGAAAUAUAUCUUCCUACACCAUCUUGGGGAAAUCAUUCACCUCUAUUUAAGAUGUCUGGACUAGGAGUUAAGUCGUAUCGGUAUUACAAUCCAGAAAAUUGUGGACUUGAUUUUCAAGGAGCUUUAGAAGAUAUUAAUAACAUACCAGAACAAUCUAUAAUUUUAUUUCAUGCAUGCGCUCAUAAUCCAACUGGCGUGGAUCCUAAACCAGAACAAUGGUAUGAAUUAUCGGAACUUGUAAAGAAGAAAAAACUAUUUUGUUUCUUUGACAUGGCCUAUCAAGGUUUUGCAUCUGGUGAUGUAAAUAAAGACUCUCAGGCUGUAAGACUAUUCAUUAAAGAAGGUCACUAUAUUGCUUUAGCGCAAUCAUUUGCAAAGAAUAUGGGAUUAUAUGGUGAACGAGUCGGAGCUUUUUCAUUGAUUAAUUCUAGUAAGGAAGAAGCAGCUUGCACUUUGUCCCAAUUAAAAAUUUUAAUUAGGCCAAUGUAUUCCAAUCCACCGAUUAAUGGUGCUCGAAUAGUUACUGAAAUCCUUAGCAAUUCUGAAUUGAAGAAAGAAUGGUUAACCGAUGUCAAGGGAAUGGCUGAUCGAAUUAUCUCAAUACGCGCAAAACUCGAAGAGAAUUUGAAGAAAAAUGGUAGUACUCGUAAUUGGUCUCAUAUCACCGAUCAAAUUGGAAUGUUUUGUUUUACAGGACUUAAGCCUGAUCAAGUUGAAAGGCUUACUAAGGAAUAUAGUGUAUACCUUACUAAAGAUGGAAGAAUUUCCAUGGCAGGAGUAACAUCAAAAAAUGUUGAUUAUCUUGCUUAUGCUAUUCAUGAAGUUACAAAGUAAUUAGUACUUUUGAAGCAAACUCAAACUCAAGUAUUUUUUUAUCCACGAAAAAUCAUUCUCUAUUGUGCCUGUACACAAAAACAAUAUGGACAUUUAUACCAUGUGAUAUUUAUACAUCUAUUUUAUUUUAUUACAAAAAUGACAAGAGGAAAUAAGAAAGAGAAAAUGAAAAAUA
Ceratosolen solmsi marchali is the source of this 1548-nucleotide messenger RNA. RefSeq names its product glutamate oxaloacetate transaminase 2 (gene Got2). NCBI's taxonomy places the organism in Eukaryota, Metazoa, Arthropoda, Insecta, Hymenoptera, Agaonidae. Gene Ontology annotation, cellular component: mitochondrion. The record is from RefSeq and is a predicted model, not a curated record. Gene Ontology annotation, molecular function: pyridoxal phosphate binding; L-aspartate:2-oxoglutarate transaminase activity. Bases 129 to 1373 code for a protein of 414 amino acids. The transcript has 8 exons. Gene Ontology annotation, biological process: biosynthetic process; L-aspartate catabolic process.